This is a messenger RNA of Psammomys obesus (fat sand rat), 724 nucleotides long. RefSeq names its product pleckstrin homology-like domain family B member 3. Bases 416 to 724 code for a protein of 102 amino acids. The transcript is spliced from 3 exons. Lineage: Eukaryota; Metazoa; Chordata; Mammalia; Rodentia; Muridae. The record is from RefSeq and is a predicted model, not a curated record.
GGGACCGGGCGGCCUCCGCUCCCAGACACCCGUCCGCGGCGGAGGCGGCGGAGCCGGGGAGGAGGCUGCGGACGCCGGGAUCUCCUCCGGAGCGGGGACGCGGGCGUCGGGCGCCCCCGGAGACGCCCGAGCCCGAGCUCCGGAUCCUGGGGCGCGGAGCCGUGGGCUCUGCUGCCCUGCACGCGGCCCGGGACCCCACCGCGGAGCCCCGGUGCCCCUCGGAGACGUCCAGCCCCGGUGGCCAGCGGGUACCCCGGGAAGCCCCGGGCCGCCCCCUCGGAGCGUUCGGAGCGGGUCUCUGAACUUCGGGGUUCCGCCCCUGGGCACGCUCACCGCGCUCCAGGCCACGCCCACACACCAGCAAGCCACGCCCCGGGGCGCCGACCACGCCCACCCCGCAGGACGCCAAACGGCCAUGGGGACUCCCCGCAGCCCGGAGGAGGGCUUCAGGUCGCCGCAGGCUCCGGAGGGCGCCGCCGAGGUCCAGCCUCGAGGGCCCGUGCAGCCCCGGGGGCACCCGGAGGAGCCCCAAGAGCGCGAGGACUCCGACGUCCCAGCCGAGCCGCCGAGCUGCCGGGGAGCUGAGCGGCAAGCCGAGGAAGGGGAAGAAGUGGGAGAGGAAGGUAGCAGCACCGAGAGCUGCCGCGAAGAGGUCCCCGGAGCCAAGGCUGCCCCGGCUCUCCUAUCGCCCAGCUGGCCUCUCCUCUGCGGCCAUUUGUUUUAA